Messenger RNA from Drosophila willistoni, 3540 nucleotides. RefSeq names its product tyrosine-protein kinase hopscotch. The record is from RefSeq and is a predicted model, not a curated record. Gene Ontology annotation, biological process: cell surface receptor signaling pathway via JAK-STAT; peptidyl-tyrosine phosphorylation; intracellular signal transduction. The transcript has 10 exons. The coding region runs from base 1 to 3507 and encodes 1168 amino acids. Gene Ontology annotation, molecular function: cytokine receptor binding; ATP binding; non-membrane spanning protein tyrosine kinase activity. Lineage: Eukaryota; Metazoa; Arthropoda; Insecta; Diptera; Drosophilidae. Gene Ontology annotation, cellular component: cytoskeleton; cytosol.
AUGGCGUUCUCUAUAAACGACCAGGAUGGAAACAGGAGUACUUUUACUCAACAAGAUACAGGAAUUACGAGUUCUCCAAACGUCGGCAAGAUCACAGUAUAUUUAUAUACCAGCAAGGAACCUAUGAAAUUUGCCACUACCUUUAAUUGCGAAGAGAUUUGCACGGAAAUAUGCCGCAAGUUAAAUAUAAAACCAUUUGUUCAACUAAUAUACGGCAUAUGCGAGCGCGACGAUUUGUCAAGUAAAUUCAAAACAAAGUUAAAAUCUAAUCAAAACGCCAACUUGUAUAAAUUUGGCUCUUGGCCUCUGCCCGGUGAGUGUUUAGAUAGCACGUUGAGCUAUUGUUUUCGUAUACGCUUCCGUAUACCGGAAAUGGAAGGUCAAUUACAACAUCUCGAUCCGGAGAGCUUCAAUUAUCUAUAUUAUCAGAUGCGCCAUGAUUUGGUAUAUGAACAAAUCUCAGAGAUAUGUUAUCCAGAACACAAAAACAUAAUCCUUAGCGUAGUUGUCGUCGAUAUGGUCAUCGAUCUUCAGAUUGUUCUGGAGAGAGACAAGGCAGCAAACGAGCUCGAGAUCAACUCCGAUUCUAGGGCCAAGGCCAUCAUAAAGGCCUACAAAUCAUAUUUGCCGCGUAGCAUUUGGAAAAAUCACUGCGAAUUUACAUAUAAACCUAUCCGUGAAAAUUUCCAAAAGAUCAAUGAACAACAAUUUACCAUGGAUCAGCAUAAACAUUAUUGUAUCUCCUCCUUGUGUCUACUGGCUAAAAAUUAUAUGAUGAUGGAUCAGUAUAUGGUCACAGUUGAUGCAUUGCCAAAAGAGGUUGACAGUGGCGACACACCUUUGGGAACUAGUAGCAGCAGCAGCAUCCCUAACACUAAUGAAUCUAUUAAAGUCCUAGUUAGGUUGUGGACACAUGCGUCCAAUGAUCCUGGACUAAAAAUUGCUCGAAUUUCAGCAAAACCCCGGUGGAUUUUGGUUGCCAUUACCGAAAAUAUUGAAAGGGCUAUGGUAACAGAUAAGAAAUUGUCACUGGAAAUCAGUGGAAUGGACGACUUUACUAUGACGUUUGAAACGACACAGGAAAUGAAGUCUUUUAUUUCGUAUUUAAACACUUAUAAAAGACUGACUGGAUUAUGGCUGAAAGAUCUAUGCCCCCAAUACAGUACACCUUCGCUCAAGGACUUAAAUGAAACAUCAUUUCAUGGUCCUAUUGGUGGAAUCUGGUCUUUAAGGAAACUCAACGAUUAUCACUGUGGCUCCUAUAUCAUUCGACAAUGUGAACAAGAAUACUUUACGUAUUAUAUUGAUAUUAAUGUAAAACGUGAGAAUACUUUAGACACGCAUCGACGCUUUGAAACGAAAAUAUUUAAAAUCCAACGAGCUGAGCCACCGAGCCUACUAUGGAUAUUGCACAAGGAUGGUCAGACAUCAUCACAUUUGACAUUAAAAUUACUUGCGGACUCCAUAGACACCGAUGAUAAUCAUACUGAAUGUGUGCCGCCAUUAUUGAAUGACAAAUAUCCAGAAUUGUUAUUAUGUUUGCCCAAAACAUUAAGCACCAAAAAGACUAACAUUCAAUUAAGCGAAUUCGAAUUGUGCAGUCGUAGACCGCAAGUCCUGGAUGGCCCAAAGGAUUUGCAAUAUCAUAUAGAGGAAGAGGUGUUGAGCAAUGAUAAUUUAAUGGCCACAUGUCCCGGAGAUUGGAUACAAAAAGGUUCCAUCAAGGAUGUUCCGGUCACACUGAAAAUUCUACAUAAUGAAGGAGACAUUGCCACAUUUAUGAAUAUGACAGGUCAAUGGGGCCUCAUCCAAUCGCCACAAUUUCUGAAAUUAUAUGCUCUAACGCAGUUGCUUCCAUUUACCAUGGUCAUGGAAUAUUCCAAAUAUGGUCCAUUUGAUAAAUUUUUAAAAUUAUAUCCAGAAAUUGGUAUAUCUAGUCUCAAGUUGGUAUUACGUGAUUUGACACGUGGCAUAAAUUAUCUGAAGGAAAAUCACAUUAAACAUAAUUAUAUACGAUGUUCAAAUUUAUUUAUCACCGGAUUCAAGUCGCCAUAUAUAAGGGUCAAAAUUGGAGAUCCUGGCUAUCCGAGACCUUAUAACGAGACCGAUUUUGCUUGGAUACCAAUGAAAUUUUAUAAUAAUCCAGAGGAGGCCAAGAGUGACGACAGGACUCAGUAUUGGGCAUUUGCGACAACAACCUAUGAAAUAUUCUCACGUUGCCAGGAGGAUUUAACAAAAUUGUCAAAACAAACAUUUUUGCAGAAUCACACUAAUGAAGGAUUCAUUUUGCCAAUUUUUGAGGAGAAAGACUUUCCCCCAGAGAUUAGUGAAAUAAUUAUGGAUGGCUGGGCCGGUGAAAAGGACUUUGAUCAUGAUGCAAUUAUCACGUGUAUAAAUGAGAUAAAAUGUUCUGUGGAUGAGAAACCUUUACAUGAGAUAGUUUCUUUAAGCAAUUUAAGAACUAACAAUUGGGAAAACAAUGACUUUCCCGAGUACACUGUUGAGCGCAGUUGUGUUACGGCAUCAAUCGCUGUGAACGGAGGGUCAGUGGAAUUUGGAAUGGAUAAAAAGGAUGAACUUGGAAAAGGACAAUUUGGAGUGGUAUUUAUCGGUCGCUUUAAAAAUGAAAAUGGUUUUAAUGAACCGGUGGCCAUCAAGAAGCUUAAUGAGAAAAACACAUCAGCAGAUUUCCGAAACGAAGUCCAAAUAAUGCAUUCCCUAAGACAUGAGAAUGUGGUACAACUUAAGCAUUGGUCAGCGAAAUUCAUUAUCAUGGAAUUUUUAGACUAUCCACUUGAUGAAUAUUUGCUAGCUAGACAAGAUUCGCCAAGGGAAAAAUUGGAAUACUUUGCCUUGGAUAUAGCUAAGGGCAUGGAAUAUUUAGCCAAAAAUCAAAUUGUACAUCGCGAUUUGGCUGCAAGAAAUGUUCUGUUUGACAAAAAAAAAAAUAUUGUGAAAAUCUCGGAUUUUGGUCUAUCCAAGAAACUUAAUAAUGAAGGCAUUUAUAUUGGAGUCACAAAUCGGCCUUUUUUACCCGUUGCAUGGUUCUCGCCCGAGGCCUACGAAUACAAAAAGUUCUCAAUGUAUUCAGAUAUAUGGAGUUAUGGUGUAACACUCUAUGAGAUAUUCACUCGUGGAUCGAAGCCACCAUUAAAUACAACUGCAAGCAAUCCAAAAGAUAUGGCAGCUUAUCUGGGACAGAAGGAUAGGUUUCCGAGACCACAGCCAUUAGAGGCAUGUGCAGAUUUUGUCUACAAUGACAUUAUGUUGAAAUGUUGGAAUGAAAAGCCUACAGAUCGGCCAACAUUUACAAUGAUUAUUGACAUACUGAGAACGAACACUGAACCUCCAAAUACUAUGAAUCCAUCACAGCAACAGGAUCAUCAAGAACAACCGCAACAGCACCAUCCAGGAGAACACCAAGAAGAGAUGCAACAACCACAACAGCAGCACAAUCGUAAUAACACCGAAAAUUAUUAUUUAGAGAUGAAUGCCAUUAAAAAUUGACAUAAUCUAUUGUCUAUGUAUAUUUUUACACAA